ACAGCCGAACGAGCGCAUAAUCUCCCGGCUCUCUGUGUCUGCAGCUACGAGGAGAAUGCCAGGCGUGCGGGUCUCGAAGCUAGCGAUUGCAUCUUCAUCGCAGCUCUACUGAGUAAAAUUUCCGACAGAGAGAGUGAAGAGAAUCUAGUUUGUUUGAUCGAAAACAUUAGUACAAGGAUAGACAUUGAAAAGGAGAAGGAAGUGGAGAAGAUACUAAAGAUUUGAGACGAAGAUGGAAGGAGGAGGCGGCUUGGUUCAAGACCAAUCACAGCAGCAACAGAUGCAGGUGCAACCGCAACAGGCACCGCCGGCCGAGAGGCUAAACCAGGAGUUGGUACAGCUGCUCAACUUGGAGUCUCUCAAGACUCGAGUCAUCAGUCUUUACAAGGCCAUUUCUCGGAUCAUCGAAGACUUUGACGCCUACGCUCGCACCAACACUACCCCUAAAUGGCAAGAUAUUUUAGGGCAGUAUUCAAUGGUGAAUCUUGAGCUCUUCAACAUAGUGGAGGAUGUCAGGAAGGUUUCCAAGGCUUUUGUUGUGCAUCCAAGGAAUGUAAAUGCAGAGAAUUCCACAAUUCUCCCAGUUAUGUUGUCCUCUAAGUUAUUGCCGGAGAUGGAAACUGAUGACAACUUCAAAAGAGAUCAAUUGCUUCAUGGAAUGCAAAGCUUGCCAGCACCCCUGCAAAUUGAGAAAUUAAAGGCUAGAAUUGAGAUGAUUGGAGCAGCCUGUGAAGGUGCUGAAAAAUUGUUAGCUGAGACUCGUAAAGCAUAUUGUUUUGGUUCUCGGCAAGGGCCACCGAUUCUUCCAACUUUGGACAAGGGCCAAGCUGCUAAGAUUCAAGAGCAGGAGAACUUACUUCGUGCUGCUGUAAAUUAUGGAGAAGGUCUUCGGAUACCUGCAGACCAGAGGCAGAAUACUUCUGCACUUCCAAUGCAUCUUGCAGACGUGUUAUCUGGACCUGAUGGAGGGCAUACUUUCACUGAUGCAUCCAGCAUGUAUACGAAGAAUACUCCACCCAUGUCUUCAAAUAGCAUUAACAAUCAGGGGAUGUUGUUGCAGGCUACUGGAGCACAACUUAUGGCAAGAUCAGCUGCCUCUCCUGGUGCUGCCAAUGCUACUUCCAUUGACACAACGGCAUCACCACUUCCAUAUGCGAACUCCCCCAGAUCAGGUACAGCUAUGAUGAAUACACCAUCUCCUCAACAGCAAACCCAGCAGCAGCAGCAGCAGCAACAACAACAGCAACAACAAAGGCAGAAAAUUAUGCAAUUGCCUCAGCAUCAGCAGCUACUUGCUCAGCAGCAGUUCAGGCAAUCUCCAAUGCAAGGACUGGGUCAGAACCAGCUAGCCCCACUACAUGAUUUACAGGGCCAGGCUCAGCAGAAGUUUCAGUCGGUAAAUAACACAUUUCUUUUGACAUAGCUUCUUAUUCCUUGC
Messenger RNA from Carica papaya (papaya), 1438 nucleotides. The record is from RefSeq and is a predicted model, not a curated record. NCBI's taxonomy places the organism in Eukaryota, Viridiplantae, Streptophyta, Magnoliopsida, Brassicales, Caricaceae.